AUCAGACUGAGUAGAUUCACAGAGGGAGAGAGAGCGGAAGAGCAGAAGAGAAUGGUGAAGACGAGCUUUACGCUGGAGGAGUACGAAAGUUUCCUCGAGAAUCCGUUCAUGGCGAAUUUCAGCAUCGACCAGCUCAAUCAGAUCGAGCUGCUGAACGCGUUGAGCACGAUUGAGUUGGCGAGGCCGUUUCGCUCGACGUUGGAAGAGGAGGAUUAUGCCGACGGCGGCGAGUUAUUCCGGCGUUCAGGCGAUUUCUCUCCGUCGAACGACCAAGUCAAGCGAGAUCUCGAGGCUCUCAACUGGCAGGAAUGCCAGGUUCUCGCAGUCGAGACGGUUGGCCUCGCUCCGGCCGCCGCGAAGAACAGCAGCGGAGCUACGAGUUCCAGAAAGCUCCGCGACCUCCUUGUGUCGCCGAUCAAGCGCAGGCGGAGGAGUCGGAAAAGGAAGUGGCGGAACUUGGACUCCAUCGAUGGCGGAUCUUCCGUCGCCGGCGAGGAUAACUACUUCCAUGGUGGACAUGAGGAAAGAGAAGGUACUGAUAUUCCUUCUGCUGCUGCAGUGGGAGGAGCAGAAGCAGCUGUGGGCAGUGCUUCUCUCUACGUGGACACGUAUCACUGGGAGCUGUGA
Linum tenue is the source of this 627-nucleotide messenger RNA. The record is from the annotation of a GenBank genome assembly. NCBI's taxonomy places the organism in Eukaryota, Viridiplantae, Streptophyta, Magnoliopsida, Malpighiales, Linaceae.